Molecule: messenger RNA, 459 nt
Organism: Trichophyton rubrum CBS 118892
Lineage: Eukaryota; Fungi; Ascomycota; Eurotiomycetes; Onygenales; Arthrodermataceae
Exons: 1
Coding region: 1-459 (152 amino acids)
Source: RefSeq, a predicted model, not a curated record
AUGGAAUACAGGGACAGGCGAGAGAAGCGCGGCUCAUCGCGAACCGAGCGCGGUCGCUCUCCUGAACGGCGUCUCAUUCGGGAGAAAGACAGGGCUCAACCAACACCCCGCUGCGCUUCUCGAGAGAACAAAAAGCUCAUCUCGUCGAUCCUAAGUUGCAUUCCUAGCUGUUCGAAGGGGUUUCUUCAAGGCACCGAUGUUCCACCCCUGAAGGCCGAGGAAUGCCCUGGAUUCACAGGUGUAAAAAUACGCGUCUUGGAGAAAGACCUAUUGGAUGUAGCAAUAGAGCUGGCCAAUAAUACCCGCAGCGGAAGCGAUACCUCAAAUGCUGUGUCGGCCGCAGGUGACUCGCCAGCCACAAUCCCUGAACAUGGUCGCACAUGCCUUUUCAACACGGCUAUCGCACAGCAGCCCAAGGAUUUCGGUUUUGCCAAAAAGUUGAAGCAAAUCACUCUAUGA